AUGAGGAGCACUGGGGGAUGGGUGGUGCUGGUGGCGGCGAUGUGGGUACGUGGGACUGUGAGGAUGCAGAGAUGUGGGGAUAAAAGCUGUCUAAAAGACACAGCGCUGCAGGAAGAGCUGCCGACGAGAUGGCUGGCAACAAAAGGCACGUCAUGCCAGGAUGCGGAUGCGGAUGCGGAUGCGGACGGCUGCCUCUGCUCCAGAAACAUUGUUGCUAAUUGCACAGAAACCACCACGAUGCACAGCAGCACCCUAUCACCCCGGGCUCCACUGCAAGUGAUGGGUGUGAUGCCUGAUGCCUGA
This is a messenger RNA of Drosophila santomea, 303 nucleotides long. RefSeq lists its product as uncharacterized. The transcript has 2 exons. The record is from RefSeq and is a predicted model, not a curated record. The coding region runs from base 1 to 303 and encodes 100 amino acids. NCBI's taxonomy places the organism in Eukaryota, Metazoa, Arthropoda, Insecta, Diptera, Drosophilidae.